Molecule: messenger RNA, 4921 nt
Organism: Chlorocebus sabaeus (green monkey)
Lineage: Eukaryota; Metazoa; Chordata; Mammalia; Primates; Cercopithecidae
Gene: SCNN1A
Product: sodium channel epithelial 1 subunit alpha
Biological process (GO): sodium ion transmembrane transport
Cellular component (GO): sodium channel complex; plasma membrane
Molecular function (GO): ligand-gated sodium channel activity
Source: RefSeq, a predicted model, not a curated record
GCUUGCGGAGGGAGGCAGGACAAGCCAGCGACCACAUUCCUGCACUCUGGGCUGCCUCCUGUGGGGCCCGAGAGGGAGCGGCAGGCCUCCCUGUUGCGUGCAGGGCCCGGGCUGUGUGGGUGGCUCUCCAGAGUCUCCUAGAGCCCUUUUUGGGUCUGAUUCUCUGACCCUCCCCUCUCUCCUUGCUCACCACUUGGCACUCCACUCCUUAUCCUUUUGCUGCAUUAAGUUUGGAAAGAGAUUUUGGAGAAAAAUAUAGCCCCUAUUAGUGAAUUUCUCCUCCUCCCAGGGCCUGUCCAGGCUUGCGCCAUGCCCACUCUCUUCCUUUCCAGCGCUGGCCACAUUCUCCCUGCACCUUUAGUGCCUACUUUCCCUGCCUCUCCCUGGGCUCCGGGUCUGUGCCCACAGUGUCCUGCCUGGCCCUCGUGCUGCCUCUGGUUGCCCACAUUCCUGCAACUCUGUGACCACAACAGGGGCGAUUACACAUUCCUGGCCUGGCAGCCAAUGGUGUAAAAAAGAACAGAAUGUCCUAAGGCCCCGCCUAGCCCCCAGCUUCACCUGGGCCCCUCCCGGGUCUGGACAAGGUUGGAGGGAGUGGUGAGGACUCAGCAGGAAAGAGGAGGGACCAGGAGGAGGCAGAUGCGCCCCACCUGAGUGCGCCGCGUCCACUUAGUGAGUGAGGAGGAGGUUUGCAGAGACCUCUUCUCUCUUCUCUCCAGGACCUGGGGGUGAGGCUGAGCCGUGGGUACCCUUAGAGGGUUGCCCACUUGCUGAGACUCCAGUUCCUGGAAGCACACUUGGGACUCCCCCCUUGCUCUCCUGCCUGGAGAGAGACUCCCUUUGGUGCUGGCUCCUCCUAUUGGCCCCCGCCUCCGCCCCCCACCCGCCUCUACUCACUCAGUGCCCCUCCUCCAUCCCCAUCUCUCCGUCCUUUGCUGUCCCUCUCUAUUGUCUCCCUUUUUCUGUCCUCUUGUCCUCCGGUUUCCCCACCCAGGCCCUCUCAGCCUGGCUGGCCCCUUCUCCUUGUGUUGCCCGCCUGGCUGUGGGCUCAGGAUCCUUCUACUUGUUCGGAUCUUUGCCCCUAACCUGCCAUCCUGUCCCCCAGCCCCCUUGCCUGUCAGGUCUGCAUCUAAAGCCCCUGCCCAGAGUCUGCCUUCUCAGGUCCAGUACUCCCAGUUCACCUGCCCUCGGGAGCCCUCCUUCCUUCGGAAAACUUCCAGCUCUGACUCCUCCUCAGCCCUUCCCCCUGCCCUGCUCACUUUUAAUUGAGAUGUUAAUGAGACUCCUGUCGCUUCCAUCCCUGGCCGGCCGGUGGGCGGGCUCCCCAGCCCAGCCGCUGCACCUGUCAGGUGAGGGGGAGGAGAGGCUUGGCUGCCAGAUUCAACUGGAAAGGAACCAGUCCCAGUCCAGUCGCAACCUGGGAGUGGGAAGCUGGAGGCAGCCCAGACCUCCUGGAGCCCGGCAGUCCUGGGGCAGCGACAGAAUCAGGACGCAGCUCGAGGUCAGGGCCAGAGGCUGGAGGUGAGGGCCUAGAGUGAGAAGGGACAAGGCAAGUGGGGAAGAGGAAGAGAGGCAGGAUUAGAGAGAGGAGCCAGGUCAGGAAGAGGAGAGCUGGGACAGACCCAAAGAGAAACAGGGCAGAUAGAGAGGGAGUGAGAGGCAGGAGCUGAGACACAGAUCCCAGAGGAAGAAGAUCAAAGGAAGAGGGCAGAGACAGAAAAGGAGGUGCUGGGACAGAAACCAAAAGGUGGCCCUCUCAGGGAAGCAGAAGAGAGGCUGUUCCAGGGAAGCCCAGCUCCGGCACUUUUGGCCCCAACUCCCGCAGGGAACAAGCUGGAGGAGCAGGACCCUAGACCUCUGCAGCCCACACCAGGGCUCAUGGAGGGGAACAAGCUGGAGGAGCAGGACCCUAGACCUCCACAGCCCACCCCAGGGCUCAUGAAGGGGGACAAGCGUGAGGAGAAGGGGCUGGGCCCAGAACCUGCGGCACCCCAGCAGCCCACGGCGGAGGAGGAGGCCCUGAUCGAGUUCCACCGCUCCUACCGAGAGCUCUUCGAGUUCUUCUGCAACAACACCACCAUCCACGGCGCCAUCCGCCUGGUGUGCUCCCAGCACAACCGCAUGAAGACGGCCUUCUGGGCAGUGCUCUGGCUCUGCACCUUUGGCAUGAUGUACUGGCAGUUCGGCCUGCUUUUCGGAGAGUACUUCAGCUACCCCGUCAGCCUCAACAUCAACCUCAACUCGGACAAGCUUGUCUUCCCCGCAGUGACCAUCUGCACCCUCAACCCCUACAGGUAUCCGGAAAUUAAAGAGGAGCUGGAGGAGCUGGACCGCAUCACACAGCAGACGCUCUUUGACCUGUACAAAUACGACUCCUCCCGCACCCUCGUGGCCGGCUCCCGCGGCCGUCGCGACCUGCGGGGCACUCUGCCGCACCCCUUGCAGCGCCUGAGGGUCCCGCCCCCGCUUCACGGGGCCCGUCAAGCCCGUAGCGCGGCCUCCAGCGUGCGGGACAACAACCCCCAAGUGGACUGGAAGGACUGGAAGAUCGGUUUCCAGCUGUGCAACCAGAACAAAUCAGACUGCUUCUACCAGACAUACUCAUCAGGGGUGGAUGCAGUGAGAGAGUGGUACCGCUUCCACUACAUCAACAUCCUGUCGAGGCUGCCAGAGACUCUGCCAUCCCUGGAGGAGGACGCACUGGGAAACUUCAUCUUUGCCUGCCGCUUCAACCAGGUCUCCUGCAACCAGGCGAAUUACUCUCACUUCCACCACCCCAUGUAUGGAAACUGCUACACUUUCAAUGACAAGAACAACUCUAACCUCUGGAUGUCUUCUAUGCCUGGAGUCAACAACGGUCUGUCCCUGAUGCUGCGCACAGAGCAGAAUGACUUCAUUCCCCUGCUGUCCACAGUGACUGGGGCCCGGGCAAUGGUGCACGGGCAGGAUGAACCUGCCUUUAUGGAUGAUGGUGGCUUUAACUUGCGGCCUGGCGUGGAGAUCUCCAUCAGCAUGAGGAAGGAAGCCCUGGACAGACUUGGGGGCGACUAUGGCGACUGCACCAAGAAUGGCAGUGAUGUCCCUGUCAAGAACCUUUACCCUUCAAAGUACACGCAGCAGGUGUGUAUUCACUCCUGCUUCCAGGAGAACAUGAUCAAGGAGUGUGGCUGUGCCUACAUCUUCUAUCCGCGGCCGCAGAACAUGGAGUACUGUGACUACAGGAAGCACAGUUCCUGGGGCUACUGCUACUAUAAGCUCCAGGCUGACUUCUCCUCAGACCACCUGGGCUGUUUCACCAAGUGCCGGAAGCCAUGCCGUGUGACCAGCUACCAGCUCUCGGCCGGUUACUCACGAUGGCCCUCGGUGACAUCCCAGGAAUGGGUCUUCGAGAUGCUAUCGCGACAGAACAACUACACCAUCAACGACAAGAGAAAUGGAGUGGCCAAAGUCAACAUCUUCUUCAAGGAGCUGAACUACAAAACCAAUUCGGAGUCUCCCUCUGUCACGAUGGUCACCCUCCUGUCCAACCUGGGCAGCCAGUGGAGCCUGUGGUUCGGCUCCUCAGUGCUGUCUGUGGUGGAGAUGGCCGAGCUCAUCUUUGACCUGCUGGUCAUCACAUUCCUCAUGCUGCUCCGAAGGUUCCGAAGCCGAUACUGGUCUCCAGGCCGAGGGGACAGGGGUGCUCAGGAGGUAGCCUCCACCCAGGCAUCCUCCCCACCUUCCCACUUCUGCCCCCACCCCACAUCUCUGAACUUGUCCCAGCUAGGCCCUGCUCCCUCCCCAGCCUUGACAGCCCCUCCCCCUGCCUAUGCCACCCUGGGCCCCUGCCCAUCUCCAGGGGGCUCCGCAAGGGCCAGCUCCUCUGCCUAUCCUCUGGGGGGGCCCUGAGAGAGAAGGAGAGGUUCCUCGCACCAAGGCAGAUGCUCCCCUGGUGGGAGGGUGCUGCCCUUGGCAAGAUUGAAGGAUGUGCAGGGCUUCCUCUCAGAGCCGCCCAAACUGCCUUUGAUGUGUGGAGGGGAAGCGAGAUGGGUAAGGGGCUCAGGAAGUUGUUCCAAGAACAGUGGCCAAUGAAGCUGCCCAGAAGUGCCUUGGCUCCGGCUCUGUACCCCUUGGUACUGCCUCUGAACACUCUGGUUUCCCCACCCAACUGCAGCUAAGUCUCCUUUUUCCUUGGAUCAGCCAAGCCACACUUGGAGCUUUGACAAGGAACUUUCCUAAGAAAUGGCUGAUGACCAGGACAAAACACAACCAAGGGUACACACAGGCAUGCACGGGUUUCCUGCCUGGCGACAGCUGAAGCCAGCCCCUGACUGACCUGGCCACACUGCUCUCCAGUAACACAGAUGUCUGCUCCUCAUCUUGAACUUGGGUGGGAAACCCCACCCAAAAGCCCCCUUUAUUACUUAGGCAAUUCCCCUUCCCUGACUCCCGAGAGCCAGGGCCGGAGCAGACCCGUGUAAGUAAAGGCAGCUCCAGGGCUCCUCUAGGCUCAUACCCGUGCCCUCACAGAGCCAUGCUCCAGCGCUUCUGUCCUGUGUCUUUCGUCCCUCUACAUGUCUGCUCAAGAUAUUUCCUCAGCCUGAAAGUUUCCCCAGCCAUCUGCCGGAGAACUCCUAUGCAUCCCUCAGAACCCUGCUCAGACACCAUUACUUUUGUGAAGGCUUCUGCCACAUCUUGUCAUCCCAAAAAUUGAUCACUCCCCUUUCUCCUGGGCUCCCGUAGCACACUAUAACAUCUGCUGGAGUGUUGCUGUUGCACCAUACUUUCUUGUACGUUUGUGUCUGCCUCCCCAACUGGACUGUGAGGGCCUUGUGGCCAGGGACUGAGUCUUGCCCGUUUAUGUAUGCUCCGUGUCUUCUAGCCCAUCAUCCUGCUUGAAGCAAGUAGGCAGAUGCUCAAUAAAUGUUUGUUGCAUAAAGGA